Messenger RNA from Exophiala oligosperma, 1590 nucleotides. RefSeq lists its product as uncharacterized. The transcript has 5 exons. NCBI's taxonomy places the organism in Eukaryota, Fungi, Ascomycota, Eurotiomycetes, Chaetothyriales, Herpotrichiellaceae. Gene Ontology annotation, cellular component: membrane. Gene Ontology annotation, biological process: transmembrane transport; carbohydrate transport. Gene Ontology annotation, molecular function: carbohydrate:proton symporter activity. The record is from RefSeq and is a predicted model, not a curated record. The coding region runs from base 1 to 1590 and encodes 529 amino acids.
AUGGCGUCGAGCUCGCCCACAUCGAUAUCUCCAGAUCAACACAAUGCAAUCUACCACCUUCGCCAUAACUGGCGUCUUGUCUUGACCGCUGUCCUCUUGUCCACCGGAAGUUUCACCUUUGGAUAUGAUGGCAGUGUCAUUGGUGGCGUACUCAACAUGCUGCCAUUCAUAGAGCAAUUUGGCUCCGUGACCUCUGAAGGGCCCAUUCUCACUGCCCGAACCAUCUCCAUCAUUGUCGCCACUCCGACCGCGGGUUCUCUGAUCGGCUUCCUAAUCAACUCAACUUGUGCCGAUCGCUUUGGCAGGAAGAAAACCAUGCUCGGAGGCUGUGCCAUCAGCUUGGUGGCAGCUGUCCUCCAGACGGCCUCUUAUACUGUCGCUAUGAUCACCGUCGGUCGAAUCUUGACUGGAAUUUCAGUCUUCGUCCUUGUCGGCAUGGCAAUUACUUUUCAGAACGAGAUCUCACCAGCUCCUCUCCGAGGAUUUCUGGGCGGACUCUCUGUCGUCUCGAUCCAGACAGGUGCUCUUAUCGCUGCUGGAGUCAAUUGGGCCACCCACGGAGUUCUGUCCAGCCUCUCCUGGAGACUUCCUAUAGGCUUGCAGAUAAUCUUUCCCAUGCUCAUCGCGCUCUGCACAUUCUUUGUUGCAGAUUCUCCUACGGCCUAUCUCAUCAAGGGCCAAGAUGCUCAGGCCGAGGAAAGUCUGCGAAAGGUUCGUCGGGGCUACAGCGACGCCGAUAUCCAGGAGGAAAUGGACAAUUUGAAAAUGCAGAAAUCCCUCCGUGCCGCAGAGAAGGAAGUUCACUGGAUCGACAUUUUCCGUGGCGUCGACCUCCGCCGGACCAUUCUUGCUACGUACGCUGGUGUAUUCGUUUCACUAUCUGGUCUAAUCUAUGCCACCAACUACGCUACGAUUUUUCUAGCUCAGGUCGGCGCGACCAAUGUAUAUUUACUAGUCUUUGCUCUCAACAUUCUCACGUUCGCAGGUGCGAUCACUGGCGGGAUACUCCUCGACAUCAUCGGCCGUCGCCCUCUCGCUCUGUGGUCAUUUACCGCGCUCCUGAUCAUCGACAUUGUCAUUGGAGCUCUGGGCUUUGCUGACGCCUCCGACUCAAAGGUGGCCAAAGCAAUUGCAGGAUUCUCCUUGAUGUUUGGCUUCUUCGUCUCCGUCGGCUUUGGGCCUUUGACCUAUAUCAAUACCGCCGAGCUGGCGACCGCUCGACUGCGCAACAAGACAAAUGCAUAUGCUCUCCUCUCCAACUCUCUCACAUCCUUGACCGUGACAUAUGUCUUUCCAUACAUCACGAAUGCUGAUGCUGGUGAUCUGGGAGCGAAAGUGUACCUCAUUUUCGCGGGCUGCAUGGCGGUCUGCUUGGUGUUCACAUUCUUUUGCUUUCCCGAAGUCAAGGGUCGCACCCCGGCUGAGGUUGAUGAGAUGUUUCAAGAUCGGCUGCCUGCCAGGAAGUUCAAGGGUCAUCUUUGUGUUGCGGGGCCGGAGAAUGUUGAGCUCAGUGCCGUAACGAAAGCCCAUGAGCUUCACGAUGUUGAGGGUGCAGCCCAGCAAGUUGAAGCUGUUGAUACCAAAAUAUAG